Molecule: messenger RNA, 3002 nt
Organism: Formica exsecta
Lineage: Eukaryota; Metazoa; Arthropoda; Insecta; Hymenoptera; Formicidae
Product: neo-calmodulin-like
Exons: 9
Coding region: 1231-2055 (274 amino acids)
Cellular component (GO): myosin II complex
Molecular function (GO): calcium ion binding; enzyme regulator activity
Source: RefSeq, a predicted model, not a curated record
CGGCCUGGUCUCUCUCCAUCAUCGGUCCCGUGAAAAUGACUCGCCGCGAUCGCGCAUCUCUCGACUCGCCUCGAGACGGGACCGAUUAAUUAUUUUACGGGCCCGAAGGGACCCUCGCUUUUCGCGACGCGAAAAAUUUCACCGGCGGUUUCUGUGAUUUCCUCAAAAAUGGCGGAUCGAUGAUCGUAAUUAGAAUAGCCUAAUUCGAGGCAGAGGAACAUCGUCGCUCGCGAGCGCUAAUCGCCGGCGAGGAUUGAUAAAGGCACCUUGGAAUCAUCCUGUGCAAACUCGCGAGAGCGGUGUGUACGGCAACGGCACUGUGUGUGUGUAUAAUAAAGGGGCGCGUAAUCACACUACGUCACGGCGGGGCAAAUGUUCCCGACGAGCUUUCGCGAGAUCCCGCCACCGAGCAGCAAACCCGAAAAGAACCGUCGCCGGCAGGAACGUGACGACACCUCGGCAUCCUCGCCGGUCCGUUUCCGGUACGGAUACCGGUCGGGCGGUCGCCGUCGCGAUGAAGUGAGCAAUCUGUCGUCGGAUUCGUCAACUUUCGUGACGAUGUAUCGCGAUUAUUGGCUGUGCUCACAUCUAAACGCUUAAGAAGAAAAAAAAAAAAAAAAAAAGAAACGUGUAAACGACAGUGUUCAACGACGCGCAUUCUGCUUCGAUCAAUUUCUUCGUUUCGACGAGAGACACCGGAAACUGAAAUUGACAGAGAGAGAGAGAGAGAGAGAGAGAGAAUAACGUUAAAGGGAAUAGAUCGGGGUCGACAGACAAGGCUGCGACAACGAGACGGCUACGAGAACGAGAACGAGGAUAACGACGACGAUGACGAUACGAUAGGCGGUUAGUUAAACGACAAUGAUAAGGGUCGCGAUAGAACAAAUAGUGCAAUUGCGACAUAUAUAGCACGUUGGUAGUUUCCGUAUAUAAAUUAUCCCCCAUAUAUAUAGAAAUAUAUAUAGCGCACAAAUAUAUACAUACGAAGCAAACAUUUGUAAAUAUCGCGAUACGCAUACAUAAUUAUAAAUAAGCUCACUCGCACGGGCGUGUCGAUUGACAAGCAAUAGCAGCAAUAAAGGGAACAUUGUUAUCUCGUGUUAUACACUGUCGGUCCAGUGAUUCCUGUUACACUGUGUUCGAAAGAGCUCGUUAAUUGUUAAACCGCUCGACGAGUUAUUCACUUAUUUCACACGAGGACCGCGUGGAAAAGAGUACAUCGACGACAAGAUGGCGUUCGCCGCGGCGAGGAUGAUCCUCAAGGACAAGCGCAGGAAAGCCAGCAAGGAAGACUUCGCACCGCGAAACCGGAGCAAGGCUCGCAGCGCCAGUACAAGUAGCUUUAGAAGCCUGAGCCAGGCACGCAACAAACCGGCGGAUGGCGUGGGUCAUGUAAACCAAAAAGGUGCUUCCGGUCAAAAGGCGCCAGUGGCUGGACAAAAGGUCGCACCAGGCACUAAGGGCGCGGCGAAGCCGGCCCAGAAGCCGUCAGCUCAGAAAGGCCAAGUGAAAGUGACACCCAAGGCGGCCUCCGUAAAGACCGGCAAGAACAAAAAGAAGGGACAGCGACAACAAUACGAUCUCAUCGUUACCAUCAAUCUGUCUGAGUAUGGGCUCACGGAAGAUCAGGUAGCAGAAUUCAAAGAGGCAUUCAUGCUCUUCGACAAAGAUGAGGACGGUACGAUUACGAUGGCGGAAUUAGGGGUUGUCAUGCGAUCUCUCGGUCAAAGACCGUCGGAGACGGAACUACGCGACAUGGUGAACGAGGUGGAUCAAGACGGGAACGGUACCAUCGAAUUUAAUGAGUUCCUGCAAAUGAUGUCGAAGAAGAUGAAAGGUGCCGACGGGGAGGACGAACUUCGCGAAGCGUUCCGAGUGUUCGAUAAGAACAACGACGGAUUAAUCUCCUCCAAGGAACUUCGACACGUAAUGACGAAUCUCGGUGAGAAACUGUCCGAGGAGGAGGUCGACGACAUGAUUAAGGAGGCGGAUCUAGAUGGAUCUGGAAUGGUCAAUUACGAGGAAUUCGUGACGAUCCUAACGUCGAAAAAUUAGUUCGGAGAUCGAAGUAAGAUAGACUCGCACGGAGAUACCAAAAGUACCAGAAGAUCUCUGACGGAGGAGGGAUAAACGGAUCCGCCGCCCAAGUUCCUUGACUUCCCGGGAUCGUGACGAGAGGUCGUUUCACGCCCCGUAGAGCUGCAAAAUCCAAGGUGUCGGGGAGAGAAGCCAAAAACUCGAUCCAUCCGAUCGAGCGUCAACCGCGAUGUGCGACGCCGUAAAAUCGCAGAAAAUGCGAGAAUUGCGAAAGAAGGCGCACCGAUUUUACGAUACCGCUUUGAGGGAUAAGUGCCGAUGGUUUCCGAGCGUAAGUAGCGCCAGUAGAAAACUUGAAAGUCUUUGGAUCACUCUCGGGAGAUUACGCGCGUAAUUAUCGCGAAUACGCCUUUGACCUUAGCUGGAAAACCAAAGAGGAGAGACUUACUUCCUCGCGAAUUUCACGCGCAUUAUAUAAACACACACGGACACACCUCGCACUCCUUCGGACUAAUUUUAGACGAGUACAUGAAUUGUAGGCACGAUAACGUAUUAUUACACGGUAAAUAAAGGAGUUAUGUCAAAAGGAGAAGACGAUUGGGAAGAGGGGAGGGGAAGGGGUGACCUGUCGCCAUCCGGAACAAUCAACCGAGCUUCGUUUAGACUUUUACGUACCCCUAAUCUUUAUCUCCCCUUUUACGAAGCGAUUUAGGAAUUAAAUAGCUUUCCACGUCAUUGAACGCUCUCGCGAGAAAGUCCCGGAGUAUACUAGUAUAUGUACACGAUAUGUUUACAUAAUACAUAUAUAUAUAUACGUAUUAUUAUUAUACGAUAUCGCUCUCGGUUUGCGUUGCACGCGUUUCCUUGAAACGCAACGCUCAUGAAAGAUACUUCGAGUGUUUUUACCGCUUGUAUUACACGCAGAUUUGCGUAAUCCAAAGUAGUGAUACACACAUACACACACA